This is a messenger RNA of Lasiosphaeria miniovina, 956 nucleotides long. RefSeq lists its product as uncharacterized. Bases 436 to 837 code for a protein of 133 amino acids. The transcript has a single exon. Lineage: Eukaryota; Fungi; Ascomycota; Sordariomycetes; Sordariales; Lasiosphaeriaceae. The record is from RefSeq and is a predicted model, not a curated record.
CUCAUUUCUGAUACCUCUGACAUGCAGCAGAACCAAACCCCAUCCCCGUCUCUGUCGUCGGAUGGCGCCGCCAAAAUGGCGCGACUGAGCGAGAACAAGCGCCGCUACCGGGCGCGCCGGAAGGAAUACGUGUCAGAUAUCGAACGAAAGCCUACUGCUGCCCGUCAACAAGAGACAGUGCGGAAGGCGAGGCAAUGGGCAACAGCACUUGCAGCUAGCCGCAACUUGGGGCUGACAUUGGAGCCGUGGAGAAGCUAGGAGCGUCCUCCUUCAACUUCAGUGACAGCAUGACGAGUGAGAAUCAACAGUCCACCCAUCCGUCUGAGAGCAUUUCCACAUGUCUCACGGCGCCGAGACGCCGCUCGGGGGCCACUUACACUCGGAAUCUUUCACCCCGCCCCCAUCCCCAACCCCAACCAUUCCGAACACAAAAAUAUGGUCAUGGCGAUAUAUCCGGCGAGGCCGACUAGCAACGACACACCAGCUAUAAGGCCAAACAGUCCAAGUCUUCCAACGCAUAACGAGACCUGCACCCGCCUCAAAGUCAAACAAACGCCCCCAUGCAAACUCCCGACACGCCUCGAGGAAAGCUCUGGCGCAGAUAUCACCCAAGUUGCGGUCACUUCCUGUUCGGAUGACCCCGCUCAGACCUCGUGUCGUGAAGUCGGCGUUGAGUGUGGGAAGGCAUAUGAAAUGCUCAUGCCGUACGCAACAUCUGAAGAAAAGAUGGACUGUGUUGCUCGGGCUUUGGAAAGCGGCUGCACUACGAAUGGGAAGGGCGGAUGUGCCGUCAAGUCUAAAGUCGUCUGGCAAACCCUCGGGAACAUGUGCGGAUGAUUGAAUUUCUCAGUGACAAUAAAUGUAGGACUAUAGCUCGUUUGAGUAUUAUGGCUAGGAUGUCUCCAAAGUGGCCCAACUAGUGAGCGCUUCCAAGUACGUGUAAGCAUAUUUGGUCG